AUGACGUCUCAGCCACAGAAUCGCGACUUUUGUCUAGAGUGUCGCUGGGAGGACUUCCAUCUUGAUGGAAAGAAUGAGUCUGGGUUGGGUGAUCAGUCUCGGUCCCAGUGGGACUGCUUAGACCAGGAGCAUCACACGACGCUUGGUCCUUGUGAGGUCGAUGAGGCUUGCUGCGAUGUGGACGAUUGCCAGGCUGACUGCCAGGAUGAUUGUCCGCUAGAGUGUGGGUCAGUAUGCGAAGGCUUUGUGGAUUGCGACGCCUCGACCGUCUGCUCGGUUGCCCAUUGCGACGACGCUCACUGUGAUGGGAACCAUUGCGAAAGCACAGACCUCGUCUGCUUUGAAGAUCACUGUUGUGAUGCUGUCGAGGAACAGAAUUGCGAAUUUGACUCUUUCUUUGGUCUCAAUACGCCCCUGUCGUUGGUUACUUCUGGCAUGAUGGCUUCUGCUUCCAUUGGCCAAAAUGUCGUUGGUGAAACCGGAAAAAAUCUAGACAGUACCCUCCCGGCUGUUAUAGAUCCGUGCUACCAUCAAGACUUCUUAUCUUCAUACCAGGCACACGCUACUCACUGCGACCAAAGCGUCGCGAAUCAUUUCGAAUGCCAUGACUUCCAGAAGGACUUGCAGGGUAUCUUCCCUACGGAGCAAUUGCCUGAACAGACGGAUGUCAACCCAGUCGAUGUCUUCCAUCUGUUGGGAACUUGUCCGGACUUUUCUGUUCAGCAGGGCCAAUUUCCUCAAGACCACACACUUUCGGGCUCCUCCCAAGUCAAAAAUAUCACUUCCGACCCCCUAAACCUAUUUCACCCUCAUCCCGAACAUCAUCACGUACACGACCACAGCCACUUCAAAAACCCUAAUGACCUGAACCUUAAUAUCACUCGAGGACCCCAUCGCAACCACCAUCGAUGCCGAGGACACCAACACGCUCAUGUCCAUUCUUACUCUCCUUAUUCUCGACAAUCCCGGUCCAGCAUCAGCUCUCACAUUCUUUCGAGUCCUGGGGAAACCCCACCGCCGCUGGACGGAGGUAUCUCAUCAGUCUUGACAACUCCUGACUUUUCCGCCGAGGACAAUGAAAAUUUUAUUUGCAAAUGGUCAACGAAACGACAUGGAGUAAACAAACCGUGCGGCGCCAUAUUCACCGGUGCUGGCGCUCUUCAAGAACAUCUUGUAUCUAGCCACAUGGACCCAAUUGAUGGGGCAAAGGGCAAUGGCUAUUAUUGUUGCUGGGAUGGGUGCCACCGUCCAGAUGAGCCAUUUUCACAGAAGUCGAAGCUUCAGGGUCAUUUCCUGACACACAGCAACUACAAAAACUUCAGGUGUUCUGUCUGUGGCAAGUCCUUCGCUCGCCAGGCAACCCUUGACCGCCAUGAGCGCAGUCAUCGGGGUGACAAGCCGUACAAAUGCAAGGAUUGUGGAAAAAUGUUUACUGAUAGCAGUGAGCUGAAAACGCACUCUCGAACCCACACAGGCGAAAAGCCAUUCAAGUGCACCUUCCCAGGUUGUGAUUUUGAGACUGGAGAUUCAUCCAACAUGUCCAGCCAUAGAUUGACUCACGGCGAACGCAAACAUAAAUGCCCCUACCCCGGCUGCAGCAAGAGCUUUACUCGACCUGACCAAUUAAAACGCCACCAACGCACGACCCACAAAGAGCCCAGCUCUACCCUCCCUUCCCCUAGUCCCGACCACUUCACACUCACCCCUUUCAGCAUGGUCUAA
Penicillium odoratum is the source of this 1722-nucleotide messenger RNA. RefSeq names its product C2H2-type zinc finger protein. The record is from RefSeq and is a predicted model, not a curated record. The coding region runs from base 1 to 1722 and encodes 573 amino acids. The transcript is spliced from 5 exons. NCBI's taxonomy places the organism in Eukaryota, Fungi, Ascomycota, Eurotiomycetes, Eurotiales, Aspergillaceae. Gene Ontology annotation, molecular function: RNA polymerase II cis-regulatory region sequence-specific DNA binding; DNA-binding transcription factor activity, RNA polymerase II-specific. Gene Ontology annotation, cellular component: nucleus. Gene Ontology annotation, biological process: regulation of transcription by RNA polymerase II.